AAAUCAAUGUUUCUAUUACAUCAGUAGGUGUUGAUUCAAAAAGAAUCAAUUUAACCAAUCAAUGAUGAAAUUGAAAAAUGAAAGAAUAUCGCAGGAUAUAAAUUAGGUGCCUGUAAACUGAAGUAUUACACUUAAUCGAGUCAUGUCUGAUCCACCGGCAACUUGUGUUUCGUGCACUCGUGUUGAAAGACCGCGUCAGGAGGCAUUGCAGUGCGACAGUUGCUCGCGUUGGCAGCACCGAAUAGGCAAGUCUGAUAACUGUCAGGCCAUCAGAGAGCGAUUUGGCGAAGAUUCUAAAAUACAGGGAUGUGCAUUCCACUGGCCCAGGCCCUCUGCAGGAAGGUGCAGGAACUAGGGAUGCAGAAAGCCUACAACGAGAAGAACGAUGUUUAUACAUUCUUGAGACAGGUGAUGGCGCUCAACUUUCUGCCCCUUCAACACAUCAGAUCAGCGUUUGAUAAGUUGGACAACCAGGCCAAUUCCCCUCAGACCCGUGACUUUAUGGACUAUGUGUACAGAAGCAGAGUCUUCAAAAUCCAUGAAUGGAGCGUGUACGGCGAGUCCAUCCGGACCAACAACGAUGUAGAGGGAUGGCACAACCGUCUCAACUCCCGGUGCAGCACCCGUGGUCCAGUGCCUUUCUACCUUCUGAUACAGGAACUGUUCAAGGAGGCCACCGCGAUCCCCCUGCAGAUCAGAAUGAUAUCAGAGGGAAAGCUGCGACGCUUGCAACGGAAACGCACAACAGAGGUUCAGGGGAAGUUGUUCCGACUUUGAAGAGCGUACAGGAGGCAGGAGAUGUCAACCAGCAGGCUUCUGCGAGAGUGCUUUUUCCUCCUAUAGUGUUCCGUUACCUAAUACAUGUGUUCAUUUACAAAACACAUCUAUAUAGAACAUUUCAUUGACUUAAAUUAGAUAAUUUAAUAUUCAUUAUAUUUGAUCAUAAUAAAUUGUCCAACAAAGUAAAUU
Mizuhopecten yessoensis (Yesso scallop) is the source of this 969-nucleotide messenger RNA. RefSeq lists its product as uncharacterized. Lineage: Eukaryota; Metazoa; Mollusca; Bivalvia; Pectinida; Pectinidae. The record is from RefSeq and is a predicted model, not a curated record. The transcript has 4 exons. Bases 307 to 777 code for a protein of 156 amino acids.